AUGGCGGACGGGGACAGCGGCAGCGAGCGCGGCGGCAGCGGCAGCGGCAGCGGGGGGGGCGGCGGCGGAGGCGGCGGCUUCGCGGCUCCCCGAGGCGGCGGCGGCGGAGGCGGCGGCGGCGGAGGCGGCGGGCCGGGCGCCGGGGCGGGCCCCGAGCAGGAGACGCAGGAGCUGGCGUCGAAGCGGCUGGACAUCCAGAACAAGCGCUUCUACCUGGACGUGAAGCAGAACGCCAAGGGCCGCUUCCUGAAGAUCGCCGAGGUGGGCGCCGGCGGGUCCAAGAGCCGCCUGACGCUGUCCAUGGCCGUGGCGGCGGAGUUCCGCGACUACCUGGGCGACUUCAUCGAGCACUACGCGCAGCUGGGGCCGUCCAGCCCCGAGCAGCUGGCGCAGGCCGCGGGGCCCGGCGGCGACGAGGGCGGGUCGGGGCCGCGCCGCGCUCUGAAGAGCGAAUUCCUGGUGCGGGAGAACCGCAAGUAUUACCUGGACCUGAAGGAGAACCAGCGCGGCCGCUUCCUGCGCAUCCGGCAGACCGUCAACCGCGGGCCCGGCGGCCCGGGAGGUUUCCCCGGCGGCCCCCCGGGGCUGCAGAGCGGGCAGACCAUCGCCCUGCCGGCCCAGGGCCUGAUCGAGUUCCGCGACGCGCUGGCGAAGCUGAUCGACGAUUACGGAGGGGAGGAGGACGAGCUGGGCGGCCCCGGAGGCGGCGGGCCGGGCGGGGGGGGCCUCUACGGGGAGCUGCCCGAGGGCACCUCCAUCACCGUGGACUCCAAGCGCUUCUUCUUCGACGUGGGCUGCAAUAAGUACGGCGUCUUCCUGCGGGUGAGCGAGGUGAAGCCGUCCUACCGCAACGCCAUCACCGUCCCUUACAAAGCCUGGGCCAAGUUCGGCGGGGCGUUCUGCCGCUACGCCGACGAGAUGCGCGACAUCCAGGAGCGCCAGCGGGACAAGCUGUACGACCGCCGCGCGGGGCCGCCCGGACCGGGCAGCGGCAGCGGCGCCGGCGACGAUUCGGACGGCGACGACGUGGACGACGACUGAGCCCCCCCCGAUCCCCCCCCAUCCAUCCAUUCAUCCAUCCGUCUGC
Molecule: messenger RNA, 1087 nt
Organism: Tympanuchus pallidicinctus (lesser prairie-chicken)
Lineage: Eukaryota; Metazoa; Chordata; Aves; Galliformes; Phasianidae
Gene: PURB
Product: purine rich element binding protein B
Exons: 1
Coding region: 1-1041 (346 amino acids)
Biological process (GO): regulation of transcription by RNA polymerase II
Cellular component (GO): nucleus
Molecular function (GO): DNA-binding transcription factor activity, RNA polymerase II-specific; purine-rich negative regulatory element binding; RNA polymerase II transcription regulatory region sequence-specific DNA binding
Source: RefSeq, a predicted model, not a curated record